AUGCCGCUCACCUGCGCGCCUAUUGCGCAGCCUGGCGCCAGCGCCAUCGCUCUCGGCGCCGCCCUCGCUGCGGCCACCUUCCUCGUGCCGCUGCCGCAGGGUUGGAAGGUGUGGCGGACGCGCUCGAGCCGCGGCAUCUCUCUCCUCACGCUGCACCUGACGGUGCUCUUCGGCGCAUCGAGCAUCGCGACGAUGAUCGGCUUCAAGCAGCCCGCCCUCGCCGCAUGCGCCCACGGCCCAGGCUGCCUGGCCUCGCUCCUCGACGCCCUGCAGCAGCUCGCGGCCGCCGCCUCGUGGACGGGCGUGCUCGCCGUCACCCUCCGCACGCCCGAGUCUCGCUCCGCCUCCUCCCUCCUCGCCGCCGGCGCCGACGCCUCUGCGGCAGCCCUCGGCUGGGUCGGUUCCGCCAUCGCGGCCUGCCAGUUUGCGCCGCAGCUGCUGGCCACGUGGCGGCAGCGCGGCUCCGGCGCCCUCUCGUACGCAACCUACCUGCUGCAGACGGCGGGCUCGCUGCUCGUCGUCCUCAACCAGGCCGUCUUCCAGCAGGACUCGUGGCCCGUGUGGCUGCCCGCGUGCGUGCUCGCGGUCGGCAUCUUCUUCGACCGGCCCUGCUGCCGCCCAGCCGCCGCCGCCCGCCCGACCUCGCGCUCGCUGCUCCCGGAGUUCAACGCGCGCGCGGAAGAUGGGGGCGGAGCGACGGCCGGGCGGCGGCAACCGCUGCUGCAAGGCGCGCUGCCGGCGGAGCAGGCAGCGGACGGGCCCCCGGAGGAGGGCGGGGAGCCGCAGCCCUUGGGCGCGGCAGUGGAGGAGGGGCGAGGGGGGUCUGGGUGA
Emiliania huxleyi CCMP1516 is the source of this 831-nucleotide messenger RNA. RefSeq lists its product as hypothetical. The record is from RefSeq and is a predicted model, not a curated record. The coding region runs from base 1 to 831 and encodes 276 amino acids. The transcript has 4 exons. Lineage: Eukaryota; Haptophyta; Isochrysidales; Noelaerhabdaceae.